This is a messenger RNA of Pyrenophora tritici-repentis Pt-1C-BFP, 1351 nucleotides long. RefSeq lists its product as uncharacterized. NCBI's taxonomy places the organism in Eukaryota, Fungi, Ascomycota, Dothideomycetes, Pleosporales, Pleosporaceae. Gene Ontology annotation, biological process: fungal-type cell wall organization. Gene Ontology annotation, cellular component: fungal-type cell wall. Gene Ontology annotation, molecular function: structural constituent of cell wall. The record is from RefSeq and is a predicted model, not a curated record.
ACCGCUCUGCUGUGCUCUAUUCUUGACAUUCCACUUGUCUCAGCCCACUUUACUCCCAAUCUCGUAUUCAAGUGUAUUAAGACUGUUACUUGCCCGCCUAAUUACGAAACCACGUCCCGAUACUUUGUUGUGGGUCUCUUACACUACCCAUCACCAUGCGCACUUCAACCUUGUUCGCGCCGCUCUUCCUGGCGGCCACGACCCUGUCCCAGGCCGUUCCAGAGGGCAUUUCACCCGAUUCACCUGCACCUGAAGGCUGCAAGACGACCAUCGAGACUCCCUUCAGGAUCGGCACCCUCGAAAACCCUUCUCUGGAUAAGCGUGAGACUGCUCAAGAGGCUUCUGAUGGUGACCUCUUCUGCACUCUCGAAGAUGGCAUUCUGCACGACCAAUAUGGCCGCACUGGCGCCGUUGUGGCUAACCGCCAAUUCCAAUUCGAUGGUCCACCACAAGCAGGCUCAAUCUAUACAGGUGGCUGGUCUGUCUGCGGCAACAACUCUCUUGCCAUUGGAGGCAGCACACGUUGGUGGCGCUGCAUGAGCGGUGCUUUUGGCAACCUCUACGACGAAUCUAUUGGCGCUCAGUGCCACGAGAUCCGCAUCCAGGCCAUCUUCCCCGAGACAUCUACCAGCAGCAGCCCCAUGAGCAGCACCACAUCAAGCGCUUUGUCGGGCUCUACUAGCAUGUUGUUCGCAACUUCGACUGAUGGUCUAUCCACCGAAAGCCGAAGCAUUCACCCGACUGACAGUGCCGGCAACAACACUGCUUUCUCCACUGCGACGCCCUACAACACCGUCAUUGGCGGCGCGACUGGAACUUCAGGACGUCACUCGUCCACAUCCAGCCCUACCGGAGCAGCGAAUGCACCUCCCGCCAGUGGUGUUGCCUCUGCUUCCAUGGCCCCCUUCGCCAUGUUUGGCGUAUCCAUGGUCUUCCUUGGAGCUGCUCUGGUGCUCUAAAUUGUCCGAUGAUUCAUACUUAAUCAAGAAGGAGAGGAAACCCCAACAUCUUUCCCGCAUGGUAUUCCCGGCGUCUAGCUAGCAUUCCUGCAUCGCAUUGCAUUUGUUCACAAGUUCAGACUGCCCAAUUGCGCGCAUUGAUACACAACUUGUACGCGUACCCUGGAGUUUUUUUCUCUUUUUUUUAUUCUGGCUUCAUGUUCUAUAACAUUGCAGCAAAGGUUAUGAUUUGAUGGAAUAGCUUUGCGUAUUUUUCUUUAGCAUAUUGAUUUGAACGCGAAGCAUGCCUGGUUCCCAAAGAACAUGGACGUUUUACGUUUUUUUUUACCAUACAAAGCCUUGAGGAAAAACUAGUUUCAGGGGCCUUAAUGAUAAUUCACAUUUCAACAUGA